Messenger RNA from Pseudoliparis swirei, 2881 nucleotides. Its product is annotated as serine/threonine-protein phosphatase with EF-hands 2-like. Gene Ontology annotation, cellular component: nucleus; cytosol. Gene Ontology annotation, biological process: detection of stimulus involved in sensory perception; negative regulation of MAPK cascade. The coding region runs from base 659 to 2596 and encodes 645 amino acids. Gene Ontology annotation, molecular function: manganese ion binding; protein serine/threonine phosphatase activity; calcium ion binding. Lineage: Eukaryota; Metazoa; Chordata; Actinopteri; Perciformes; Liparidae. The transcript has 18 exons. The record is from RefSeq and is a predicted model, not a curated record.
UCGGGCAGUGUGUGUUAGUGAUGGAUGUGUGUUGCUGAACAGAGGGGAGCAGCCACUGGGACCUGUGCUGCUGCGUCUGGUCUAAGCAAUAACGCAUUCUUCUUUUCUGCUUUUUUAAACUUUAAAUUGUUACAAUGUGGCUGGUAAAUUUGUAGGAAUACAGGACACGGUUUGCUUAAAGGCACAAAGGAAGUGAGGAGAAGGGAUGAAACAAGGGGAGCGAGGCCAGGUUGCAAAACACAAGGUCAGAUAUCUCAGGCUCACUCAUGAAAGUAUCCAUGUCUUGACAGUGAAAGCAGCAAAGGAUCAUGGGAUGUGUUUUGGGGAAAUCUGAUCUACAGCUGAAGAAAUGUGACCGAGGGACCCUUUCAGUUCCGGCUGCCACCGGUGAGUCAUCCGUUCUGGAUCCAUGAUUUCAUUGUGAACGAAUGUAUUGGUAGUGAAAGAGAACGGUUACCUCGUUGCCGUGACGACCCGGUGCCUCCUUCUCCCCUCCUGAUCUUCAGUGAUCAGAGCGGCUCUGUUGAUCCAGCGAUGGUACCGUCGGUACGUGGCCCGUCUGGAGGUGAGACGCAGGUGCACGUGGAACAUCUUCCAGUCUAUUGAAUAUGCGGGAGAGCAAGACCAGAUCAAGCUUUACAAUUUUUUUGGCUUCCUGAUGGACCACUUCACCCCAGCCAGCAGUGAAAGAAACCUAAUAUCUCACAUCUUUCGGAAAAAUGAAAUAUGCCGGGACACGGAGUGGGAGAGAUAUUUCUGCUACAAGAGCAUUGAAGUAAGCGAUAGCUACAUCGGCCCCCAUGUGACAUUCCCCAUGACCUUCUGCGGGGUGUCCAAGCUGGUGGAGGCCUUCAAGCACAAACAACAGCUUCAUGCUCGAUAUGUUCUGCAGCUUCUUGGGGAAACUUGGAGACUUCUCAGAAUUCUUCCAAACAUCAGUCACAUCUCCACCUGCCACAACAAACAGAUCACCAUCUGCGGAGAUUUACACGGGCAGCUCGAGGACCUGCUGUUAAUAUUCUAUAAGAAUGGUUUGCCGUCCUCCGAGAAGCCGUACGUCUUCAACGGAGACUUUGUGGAUCGGGGGAAAAACUCCUUAGAAAUCCUGCUCAUCUUGUUUGGGUUCCUGUUGGUCUACCCCAAAGAUGUGCAUCUAAACAGGGGGAACCACGAGGACCACAUCGUUAACCUGAGAUACGGUUUCACUAAAGAGGUUUGGGGAAAAUAUAGGGUGCACGGCAAGACGAUCCUCAAGCUCAUCCAGAAGAUCUUCAGCUGGCUGCCUCUGGCCACAGUGAUUGAGAAUAAGGUUCUGAUUGUGCACGGCGGGAUCUCCAACACGACGGACCUCGACGUGAUCGCCAGAGUGGACCGACACAAAUACGUGUCGGUGCUCAGGCCUCCGAAGGCGACCCAUCAUGCUGCCAACGGCGGGAAGACUCAGACAAUGAGCAGCAGGAACGGGGAAGCCGGUGGACCGGGGGGAGGCCGGCGCCGGGUGUGCUCCAUGGAGGCGACUGCACACCGGCACGAACUCCCACGGCGGUCGCUCAACGACGCGCCCUGGAGCAGUCAACGCAACUGGUCGGUGGAAGAGGAACUGAAGAGGAGGCGCCGGCUGGCUGGGUUCGACCAGUCCUAUGGAGAACUGAAGAAGUCGGACUCAAACCCGCAUUUCGGAGAAAUAACAGAUGUGGAGACAGAUGUUGAUGAGUGGAAACAAAUAGUAGAUUUGUUAUGGAGUGACCCGAUGCCCCAAAAUGGCUGCGUUCCCAAUGAGGUGCGAGGCGGAGGCUGCUACUGGGGGCCGGACAUCACUGAAGAAGUGCUGGGAAGACACAACCUCCAGCUCCUCAUCCGCUCCCACGAGUGCAAACAGGACGGCUACGAGUUCUGCCACAACCGCAGGGUGCUGACGAUAUUCUCAGCGUCUAACUACUACGAGGUGGGCAGCAACAGAGGGGCCUACAUCAGAAUGGGGCCCGAUCUGGUUCCCCACUUCAUUCAGUACCAGGCCAGCGAGACAUGCAGAGAGCUCACCCUGAGACAGAGCGUCGGGUGGACGGAGAGAUCGGCCCUACGAGCUCUGAGGGAACAACUGUUUGUCCAUAAGUCCGAUCUCAUCGUUGCCUUCCAGGAGUUUGAUCCCAACAACAAAGGGAUGAUCUCUCUAAGGCACUGGGCCAGCGCCACAGAGAGAGUACUCAACCUGGGUCUGCCCUGGAGGGUGCUGCGCCCUCAGCUUGUCAGCAGCACCCAGUACGGCAUGGUGGACUACCAGCUGUGGAUAAGGGAGCUCUCCAUCACCGAGCCCAAACUGGAGAUCUCAGAUAACAGCAUCCUGGAGACGAUGUACAGAAACCACUCCAACCUGGAAACCAUCUUCCGAAUAAUAGACACGGAUAACUCAGGUUUGAUCUCUUUCGAGGAGUUUCGUCAGACCUGGAAACUCCUGAGCUCUCAUCUGAAGACGGAGAUCAGCGACGAGGCCAUCGCAGACCUGGCCCAGAGCAUCGACUUCAACAAGGACGGCAGCAUCGACAUCAACGAGUUCAUGGAGGCCUUCCGGCUGGUGGACAUCUCGGCGAGUACCUGAGAGCCGGCACUGGGAGCUGUGGGUUGGGCUCGACUCGUUCCCUUGGAUACGCGUCUGCGGAAAAGAAAGAAAAAAAGAAACUUUCGUAGCAUCUCAUCAGUUGAACUGUUCAGAUCGAGCUCGAUCUUUUCCACCUCUCGUAUUAUCCACCUGUAUAUUUUUUUAACCUUUUUCUUUUAUUUAUUCAAGUCUAUUUAAGAAGUGGAUGUAUCUUGAGGAUUGUUCUAUGUGUAACUUGAUCAACCUGCUUAGCUAUGCAUAAAAAUAAAAAAAGCAUCAAACAUU